Lingula anatina is the source of this 9019-nucleotide messenger RNA. RefSeq lists its product as uncharacterized. Gene Ontology annotation, molecular function: calcium ion binding; chitin binding. Gene Ontology annotation, cellular component: extracellular region. Lineage: Eukaryota; Metazoa; Brachiopoda; Lingulata; Lingulida; Lingulidae. The record is from RefSeq and is a predicted model, not a curated record.
GAGGAAUACAGAUGCAUGAAUUUUAAAUACGGGGGUAUAUAAAGUGUCCAGUAAUUAAAUGAUCACAGACAGAGGGCCUGAACCACAGGAAAAACCGUCUGUUCGAACAUGGGUACUUGGUUGGCUCUACUAGUACUGGCAGUAAUUGCUAGUACCUCUGCAAGACACAUAGCUCGACAAAAACGAAAUACUGUGGACUGUUUUGGAAGUGAAACAUGCGUGAACGGAGAAUGUCGACAGACAGGAUUAGGAACAAUAUGCGUGUGUAACCCUGGUUUCAGUGGUCCCCUUUGUGACCAACCGGCCUGCUUAUGUAGUAUAGUUGGUAACAAAUACUACAGAGCUUUUGGAGGCGAGGAAGUCCUCGGUUUCUACGGAACCUGCCGAUACAAGCUCACCGGCAACUGCGAUGACCUCAACUUCUGGAUCGAUUCCGAGAACCAAUACGUGGUGAAUGCAGUCAGAACCAAAUACAUCGAGAUGUUCAUAUUUGGAAAACUAAUUCGCCUUUCUUAUCCCGGUGUAGUGACGGUAGAUGGCGUUCUCAUCAACUCCCUGCCGCACUUUGUUACUGUGGGCUCAGAUCACAUCUAUAUUGUCCGUUUGGCCAAUAAUGACAUUCAAGUAAUCACCAGCACAAUGGUGAAAAUCAGGUACGACGGUGAUAAUUUCGGAGAAAUCGAACUACCACCAAGCUACUACGAGAAGACCUGCGGAUUGUGCGGAAAGUGCAGUGUGCACGCCCUACCGGUUGUCAUGAGCGAUGGCCAGCUUCCGGAUCCGGCGCUGCCAAAACCACAGAGAGAUGCCGCCAUCGGGAACAGUUGGAAAGUGGGCGGUCCAGCUGAUUGCGUCGCCGACACGGGUAGCGGUCUUGCCGCUUGUGAAGCAGCAGCUCAGCAGGAUGCAGAAGCGAAAUGUGCCAAAGCAGAUCUGAUGAUAGGAUGUUCACCUGCCAUUAUCGGCCAGUACAAAGCAAUUUGUAUAUCUGAUGUCUGCCAUGCAGACGCGGCCGACAGAAAUGAAGUGGCAUGCGGCAUUCUUGGAGCAUUAAGAAAGGCCUGUGCAGACGACGGCACUAACAUCGAGUAUUGGAGAUCGCUCACCAACUGUGAGGACGUGGGGCUUGUGUGUGAUUCCAGCGAGACAUACCAAGACAGUGAUUACGCAUGCCAGGCAUCUUGCUCAUCCAUUGACCAACAGGAAUGCCCAGUAACCGACAUGGAAGGCUGUAGCUGUAACGGCAAUUUAAUUGAAAGCGACGGACAAUGCACUAAUGCAAGCAAUUGUGGCUGUAAUGACGCGGUCGGCUACCAUGAGAACGGCGAAGAGUGGUUCAGCAGCGAUUGUACUACCAAAUACUCCUGUAGCAGCGGCACCAUUUCAUCCACGUCAAUGCCGGCCUGCGUUGCUCCUCAGGAGUGCGUGGCUGAUAUAAAUGGCGUGUUAGGUUGUAAUGAUGUGCCUCCCCCUUACAACAGGGACAACUGUGUUGGCAUCAUUUGUGAAAAUGGCGGGUCGUGUAUCAGUCAACAUAAUGCAUAUGUUUGCGAUUGUCCUCAAGGGUACGUCGGCACUCACUGUGAAACACCUAUUGACUACUGCACCCAAGACUCGGUCGUUUGUCAAAACGGAGGCACCUGCAGAAACACUCCUCAAGGAGCAGUGUGUGACUGCAAACCCGGCUUCAGCGGGGACCGAUGUCAAGAUUCCAGCGCAUGCCAAUGUCACAUUUAUGGGGAUCCAAGCAUCGUGACGUUUGAUGGUGCUCUCAUGAACUUCCACGGCACUUGCAAGUACAGUUAUUCAACUCUCUGCGAAAAUUCCCAACCAGGUUUAGAAUUCUUCAAAGUAUACGUCAGGCAUUUCAACCGCCUCAACACAAACCCAAAGACAGCAUUCCCAGAGUUUGUACAUCUAGAGUAUCGUAACCACACUGUCAGACUGCAAAGGGCUGCAGGAGGUGGAGUUGAAAUAUUGGCCAAUAGAGUAAAAAGAGACCUGCCAACCUAUCUCCACAAUAAUGGGGUAGCAGACAUUAGUAUAGAAUACCUUCCAGAUGGUAAAGUUCGCGCUAAGGCGGCGAACGGUAUAGAAAUCUAUUUUGAUGGAGAGGCCAAGGCUAUAAUUUCGGUCCCAAACACGUAUGCUGGCAAUGGCAACUUGUGUGGAGUCUGUGGAGAUUGCAACGGCAUUAAGGCUGAUGACUACAAAGCUAAAGACGGCUUCAUCAAGAUCGGGGAUGACAGAGUGAACAAAAUCAUCACAUCUUUCUUCGAGCCCGACGAGCAAAUAUUCAGUUGCGAGCAUGGCCUUGCAAUUGAUGGCUUCCAGUGCGUGAACGACCAAGCGAGAGAUUUCGCCUCGGCUGCAGAUAUGUGCGGGGUGAUAACGGACGCUAAUGGGCCCCUUGGCGGUUGUAUAGCAUCUAUGGAUCCCGCCCUGAUUAGUGAAAUCUACGACGCCUGCGUUGAGGACGCUUGUAAAAUGUACUCUCUACGUGAUGAGCCGAGUGCCAGAGAGGCCAAGUGCGUUAUGGUCGAACUGCUUAUCAAAAGGUGUGCUCAACCGCCGGCGGACUUCAGGGCUUUGACGUCUUGUCCUUUGGACUGUGGUAUUAAUAAGUCGUACAAGGUGUCUGGGACAGCAUGCCCCAAUACUUGUGCCAAGCCAGACGCCGAAUCAUCCUGCACGGAGGCAAAUGUUGAAGGUUGUUACUGUGAUGGAAAUGCUCUGUUGAGUAACCAAACGUGUAUCGACAUAUCAAACAAUCAUCACGAUUGUGGAUGUGCUGAUCCAAACGACUUGUAUAGCUACAGAGCGAAAAACACAGAAUACUUUUCAGAUGGAUGUGAGGAUCGUUGGAAGUGUCAUGGCAGACUUAGCAUCCCUCCUAUUAUUGACUUAGAAUGGACGUGGCCUGGCAUGCUUACUAAAGAGGGAGGCACGUGUGAUAUAAAUGCAGAGUGCACUGUGACAGGGAAACAGCUUACCUGUGCCUGCAUGCAUGGGUUUACUGGAGAUGGUAUUCAUUGUGAAGAGGUUAAUCUAUGCAAAGUUGUAUAUCGAGAUGGCAAAACCCCACAGGAGCUGUGUGAGCCCAAUGGUGUUUGUAAUAACCUUGUUGGAGAUUGGGUUUGUCAGUGCCAACCCGGCUGGACAAAACCUCCAGGAGGAGAAUUUUGUACCGUAGACAUCAACGAGUGUGAAAACAUAACAUGCAGUAACCGGGGUAAUUGUUCUCAAGUUGGUGCCGGGUAUGUUUGCACAUGUGAUGAAGGAUUUACUGGACAGGACUGUGAAACAAACAUAGAUGACUGUAUACCAGAUCCCUGCGUACAUGGCACAUGCAUUGAUGGUGACAACGACUACACAUGUGCCUGCGAAAAUGGGUGGAUUGGAAAGAAUUGUGAUAUAAAUGAAGAUGACUGUUCUCCUAACCCAUGUCAAAAUGGUGGAAUCUGUAAUGAUCUGGUAGCAGACUACAGAUGUGACUGUAUUAAUGGCUAUGUAGGGAGGAACUGUGAAAUAAGACCACCAUGCCACUGUACUGCUGCAGGAGAUCCACAUUACAAUACUCAUGAUAACCAAUGGAUCCAUUUCAUGGGCACUUGUAAAUAUGUGCUUAGUCAGCUUUGUCCAGAUUCCCAGGCCGGUCUAGUCGACUACAAAGUCUAUGUUCAGAAUGAAGACAGAAUCAAUGGCUCAAUGCGAGUAUCUUGGACAAAGAGUGUUGAAGUCGAAGCAUAUGGUCACAAUAUUUUGAUUGACAAAGGAUUAGUGCUUUCUUACACAGCAGCAGGUCAACCAUGGAUAUCCAUCAGUAGUCUACCCAAAUAUUUGGCAGGAGGAAAAAUUGCAAUCAAAUAUGACGUAACUGGUAGUGUUAGGGUUGAAGUUGAGCUUGGGCAACCUGGCGAUGGCACCAUUUUGCUUGUGAAAUUUGAUGGCGAUGAUGUGGCUGAUGUUUAUGCACCAGACUCCUACCGUGACGAGAUGUGUGGUAUUUGUGGCGAUUGCAAUGGGGUGCAGGAUGAUUUAAGACUGUCAGAUGGCACAGAUGUCUCGCAGCUACCCCCCAAGGAAGCCUAUGCUGAAAUUGGCAAUAGUUACAAGGUCCAAGAUGGGCAGGUAUGCAGAGAUGGCACACCACAAGAUGGCGAGACAUGUACCGGUGCCAAUGAAGACAUUGCUAGGGGCAUCGACUACUGCGGCUACCUGCUUGAUAUCCACUCCGACAACAUCUUUAAGGCAUGUUAUGACAGCAAUAUGCUUCCCCCAGGAUAUCUGGAGUCUGCCUUAAUGGGAUGUACCACUGAUGUCUGUGAAAGACUGGAAACAGACCCUGAUACAGCAAAGGAAGCAUCGUGCAAAAUUCUUGAAUCUACGGCAGAACUCUGCCGUGGAAUCAAUCAUCCAGUCACAUACUGGAGAAAUGCAACCAACUGCCCAUUGGAGUGUGGUCCUGAUAUGGCUUACGUACCCCUGGGAACGGCCUGUCCCAACACUUGUGCUGAUCCAACUGCUGCUUCAACCUGCACACUGGAGGAUACAGAAGGCUGCCACUGUGCCGAGGGCAUGCUGUUGAGCUCAGAUGAGUGUGUACUCCCAGAAAACUGUGGCUGUGUUGAUGCUGAUGGGAGUUACCAUAAGUUGGAUUCAUCAUGGCUCAGCGAUGAUUGUAACACCAUGUUCACCUGCGUCAAGGCGCCUGAUGGGACAAAGCAGGUUGAAUCAGAGGCAUAUGGCUGCGAUCAGGCUGCCACCUGUGAUGUUGUUAAUGGAGAGAAAAACUGCGUGUGCACGCCACCUAUGAUUGGAGAUGGGAAGACAUGUAAUCAGCCUGGAUGUCCACUACCAAUGGAGAUACAAAAUGGGUAUCAUGAUUAUUCUGGUACACCAGUAGUAGUGCCUAUAGGCACAAAGGUCAACUAUACCUGCCAUGGUGGAAACUACAUGCCUGGUGGAGCAUCAAAUGACAUGAUAACAUGUCAAAACAAUGGAACCUAUGACAAAGAUCCGGCUGAAUGCAGUCCUGGAUGCCCACAUCCAAUGGAUGGAACAAAUGCACUCCAUGAUUAUACUAAUGGCUUACCAGUGACAGUAGGCACCAAUGUCACCUAUACCUGUAAUGCUGGAAAUCUCAUGUCUGAUGGAACAACAAUUAAGACAAUUAAGUGUCUGCAGACUGGACUUUAUGACAGUGGUCCAGCUAAUUGCCAGCCUGGAUGUCCAAUACCAAUGGAGAUACAAAAUGGGUAUCAUGAUUAUUCUGGUAUACCAGUAGUAGUGCCUAUAGGCACAAAGGUCAACUAUACCUGCCAUGGUGGAAACUUUAUGCCUGGUGGAGCAUCAAAUGACAUGAUAACAUGUCAAAACAAUGGAACCUAUGACAAAGAUCCAGCUGAAUGCAGUCCUGGAUGCCCACAUCCAAUGAAUGGAACAAAUGCAGUCCAUGAUUAUACUAAUGGCUUACCAGUGACAGUAGGCACCAAUGUCACCUAUACCUGUAAUGCUGGAAAUCUCAUGGAUGAUGGAACAACAAUUAAGACAAUUAAGUGUCUGCAGACUGGACUUUAUGACAGUGGUCCAGCUAAUUGUCAGCCUGGAUGUUUACUACCAAUGAAGAUACAAAAUGGAGAUCAUGAUUAUCCUGGUGGUAUACCAGUACCACCAGACACUCAGGUCAAGUAUGAAUGCCAUGGUGGAAACUUUAUGCCUGGUGGUGCAACAACUGACAUGAUAACAUGUCAAAAAGAUGGAACCUAUGACAAAGAUCCAGCUGAAUGCAGUCCUGGAUGCCCACAUCCAAUGAAUGGAACAAAUGCAGUCCAUGAUUAUACUAAUGGCUUACCAGUGGCAGUAGGCACCAAUGUCACCUAUACCUGUAAUGCUGGAAAUCUCAUGGCUGAUGGAACAACAAUUAAGACAAUUAAGUGUCUGCAGACUGGACUUUAUGACAGUGGUCCAGCUAAUUGUCAGCCUGGAUGUUUACUACCAAUGAAGAUACAAAAUGGAGAUCAUGAUUAUCCUGGUGGUAUACCAGUACCACCAGACACUCAGGUCAAGUAUGAAUGCCAUGGUGGAAACUUUAUGCCUGGUGGUGCAACAACUGACAUGAUAACAUGUCAAAAAGAUGGAACCUAUGACAAAGAUCCAGCUGAAUGCAGUCCUGGAUGCCCACAUCCAAUGAAUGGAACAAAUGCAAUCCAUGAUUAUACUAAUGGCUUACCAGUGGCAGUAGGCACCAAUGUCACCUAUAUCUGUAAUGCUGGAAAUCUCAUGGAUGAUGGAACAACAAUUAAGACAAUUAAGUGUCUGCAGACUGGACUUUAUGACAGUGGUCCAGCUAAUUGUCAACCUGGGUGUCCAAUACCUAUGGAUGGUGAGAAUCGUCAACAUAAUUACCAGGGAGACGGUUCUGUGGAUGUUGGUACAUUCAUUACAUUUACUUGUAAAAAGCCAUUCUUUGAUGCCUCUGGAGUGAAGGAGAAGACCAUUGAAUGUUUGCCCGAUGGCACAUACGACGAUACCCCACCGCAGUGUGAUCAACCUGGCUGUGAUUUGCCAAUGGAUGGUUCCAGAGCAUCGAACAACUAUCCAGGUGUCAGUGCCCCGGUAGACAUUGAUACACAAGUAACCUACACUUGUAACAGCGGCUACACUAUGGCUGAUGGAUCUACAACAAAAACAAUAACUUGCUUGGAUACUGGCAAUUAUGAUUCCGGGCCUGCAAUGUGUGAUACACAACCUGGGUGUCCAAUACCUAUGGAUGAUGAUGUGAACCGUCAACAUAAUUACCAGGGAGACGAUCCUGUGCCUGUUGGUACAUUCAUUACAUUUACUUGUAAAAAGCCAUUCUUUGAUGCCUCUGGAGUGAAGGAGAAGACCAUUGAAUGUUUGCCCGAUGGCACUUACGACGACACCCCACCGCAGUGUGAUCAACCUGGCUGUGAUUUGCCAAUGGAUGGUUCCAGAGCAUCGAACAACUAUCCAGGUGUCAGUGCCCCGGUAGACAUUGAUACACAAGUAACCUACACUUGUAACAGCGGCUACACUAUGGCUGAUGGAUCUACAACAAAAACAAUAACUUGCUUGGAUACUGGCAAUUAUGAUUCCGGACCUGCAAUGUGUGAUACACAACCUGGGUGUCCAAUACCUAUGGAUGAUGAUGUGAACCGUCAACAUAAUUACCAGGGAGAGGAUCCUGUGCCUGUUGGUACAUUCAUUACAUUUACUUGUAGAAUGCCAUUCUUUGAUGUCUCUGGAGUGAAGGAGAAGACCAUUGAAUGUUUGCCCGAUGGCACUUACGACGACACCCCUCCACAGUGUGAUCAACCUGGCUGUGAUUUGCCAAUGGAUGGUUCCAGAGCAUCGAACAACUACCCAGGUGUCAGUGCCCCAGUAGACUUUGGUACAAAAGUAAUCUACACUUGUAACAGCGGCUACACUAUGGCUGAUGGAUCUACAACAAAAACAAUAACUUGCUUGGAUGCUGGCAAUUAUGAUUCCGGACCUGCAAUGUGUGAUACACCUACAGUCUCAAAUUACUGUCGCGACUGUAUCUAUCUCAGAAAUGGACCAGGUUAUUAUGAAGAUCCCAAUGACUGUGGACGGUUUGUGCAGUGUCUGCAGGACAUUGAUGGAAACAUUGUUACUGUGUCCAGUGCCUGUCCAGGAAAUCUCCUGUGGAGCCAGAGUGAGUUGACUUGUGUCAGCUGCGACAAGGCGACAUGUGUAGGUGUUAUAGGCGGAAAACCAGACUGUGAAGAAAACGGCAAAUGUGAAACUGGCUACUACAGCGACCCAACCAACUGCGCGGCGUACUACCAGUGCAGCCCCGCUGGAGCUGUCCGCAUGUGUUGCCCUGGCAACACCAUGUGGGGUGGAAGCGGCUGUAUCUUCAGAGACGCCUCUUGCACAGAUGUCUGCUCUACACCAGUCACUCCCACAGUGGCACCCCCCACCCUGCCACCUCAUACACUAGGAGACACAUGUUACGAUGCUGACGGCAGGAAAAAACGGGCUGUGGUUGGCGACAGUUAUGUGUAUGCCCUAUACGUUGCUGGAGGAAAUGAGUAUGUUCUAUACCCAUGUACCCCCUAUGAAUUUAGCCUAGCAGCCUGUGAUUGUGUUGUUGAUCAGUCCGGACUUCCUCCUGCUUGUCGGUUCCCCAAUAACAUCGGUUGCUUCCCAUUCGAUGUGGACUAUAAGGAUCAAUCAGGUCACAUAAGUUGGUUGGAUAAGGGGUCGACUUUUAUCCAACAAGAUGAUGCUGUCCACGGUGGUGCUGUGCAAUUUGACGGAAACACCGAUAUUGAAAUCCCCGCCUUCAGUAACUCCGAUCUCGGUUCUGAGUUUUCUGUCUGCGUGUGGUUCAAGUACACCGCAGGAGACAGUGAUGACAGAAUGCGAGGCAUAGUCAACAACGGAGACUGUGACAACGAGCCCUCGUAUAACAUCCGCAUUGAUGGUGGCAUCAGUGGAAGCGUUGGUGCCGGUGUUAUUUCAACAGGGUCACAUCAAAGAAAGGCGUAUGAGGAUAUAUUGACUGCCAAAAACGAAUGGCACCACACGUGUUUGGUGAAGGAAGUAGAUAAAGUCCUAUUCUAUUUGGAUGGAGUCAGUCAGGGCAUUGCUAACAAUGACGCCAUUGGUGAUCUAAUAAGCAACCCUGUCCCUAUGAUUUUGGGCCGUACCAUUUACUGUGAACUGAAUGAAAAUGCCCAUAGCUUCUUCAUAGGGAAGAUGGAUGAGCUGGUUAUCUUCAAGUCGGCUCUGAGCCAGGCAGAUGUGUUAGCAGUAAAGGAUGGAUUUAAUUAAACAUCGAAAGUCAUGAAGCUUAAAAGAAAGCUCUAUAAAUUGUAUAUUGUCACUGCGCAGAUGAAGACGAACACCAAGGACACAAAUCAAUAUUGAAAGUGAACUGAUAAUUGCAGACUUUUCGUCUUUGCAAUUGAUUAUCUUGCGCAGAAAAUAAUAAAUUAAAGUUAUUGCCAAAUAAAAUACUGUGCAUUAA